AUGGAUGAGCAACUCCGGUUGAAAGUGUAUCGGGUGCUUGCUUAUUCUGCCGUUAGUGCGGCUUUUAUCGCUUUUUUAUCCGUCAGUAUUUCGCUGCCAAUCGUCUACAACUAUAUUGAACAUGUGAAACGAUCAACGAAGCACGAAGUCUUUUUUUGCAAGCGAUCUGCCAAGGAUAUCCUCGAUGAAAUAAAUCACAUUAGAAUGGUGCCUGUCAACCGUACGAUUCGCCAGUCUGGCUAUGGGCCGUAUGAUGCAGGGGUUGACUCGGAUUAUGGCGGCGCGGGCAUUUGCGAAUCUUGCUGCCUCCCUGGACCGCCAGGUCCUGAGGGGCCUCCUGGAAAACCGGGACGUCCAGGAAGUCCAGGAGAAAUCGGAGAGCCAGGUGAGCGCGGAGCCGACGGCGCACAGGGCCCACCAGGACCGAAAGGGCCACCGGGGGUCAUUGGAGCACCUGGAGCACCUGGAAAGCCAGGUCCGCCUGGCGAGGAUGCAAUAACGGAAGGUAUUGUCCCAGGACAGCAAGGACCGCCUGGUCCACCUGGUCCUCCAGGACCGCCAGGAGCAGAUGGCUUGCCGGGAGCACAAGGCCCACCGGGACCACCCGGGCCAAAAGGACCACCAGGUCCUCGGGGUGAACCUGGAGAGCCUGGGCUGGACGGACAACCUGGAAAGCCUGGAGCACCUGGAAAAUCAGGAGAGACGGGAAUCUGCCCUAAGUAUUGCGCCAUUGAUGGAGGAGUGUUCUUCGAAGAUGGCACUCGUCGAUAG
Messenger RNA from Cooperia oncophora, 771 nucleotides. NCBI's taxonomy places the organism in Eukaryota, Metazoa, Nematoda, Chromadorea, Rhabditida, Trichostrongylidae. The record is from the annotation of a GenBank genome assembly.